GCUACUAUGGGGCCAAAGGUAACCAGCCUGCUGUUGCUGUGGCUGGUAGUUUGCUAUGCAAGCAACAUUAAAAAAGUAAGAAAACCUAACCAUGGCCAGUAUGUCUGCAGUACCUGGGGGAACAACCACUUCAAAACUUUUGAUGGUGUUUUUUACCAAUUUCCUGGUGUCUGUGAUUACAAUUUUGCUUCACACUGCCAAGAAUCUUAUAAAGAGUUCUCUGUUCAUAUCCAGCGUCAGCAGAAUGAAGGUUACCCUAAUAUCCGAUAUGUUCUUGUUACAAUCAAAGAUGUUGUUAUUUACCUCUCUCACAAGAUGGUUGUGGUGGAUGGGCAAAUUGCAAAGACUCCGCACUAUGGUUCUGGUGUUCUGAUUGAGAAGAACGAUAUAUACACCAAAGUCUAUGCAAAACUGGGCCUGAUUCUGAUAUGGAACAGAGCAGAUGCUUUGAUGGUUGAGCUUGACACUAAGUUUAACAAUUAUACUUGUGGACUUUGUGGAGAUUAUAAUGGAGACAAGAUCUACAAUGAAUUUGACUCAAAUGGAUUGAACUACAACCCGAUCACAUAUGGAAACCUGCAAAAAAUUAAUAACCCAAAAACAGUAUGUGAAGACCCUGAUGAGACAAAGCCUAUUGAACUGUGCAACGAGCAUCGCAAAGAAUGUGAAGAUCUCCUAACUGCCCCAGCAUUUGCAGAUUGUCAGUCUCGCCUGAAUCUAGAACUGUAUGUUCAAGCCUGCAUGCAGGACAGAUGUGCUUGUCAGCACGCUGAGGACUCUUUCUGCUUCUGCAGCACCAUCGCUGAGUAUUCACGUCAGUGUUCCCAUGCUGGUGGCAAACCUCAGAACUGGAGGACCCCUCAGUUCUGCACUAAGUCAUGUCCCUCAAACAUGAUUUACCUGGAAAGUGGCUCUCCCUGUAUGGACUCCUGUUCACACCUGGAGAUUAGCAGACUAUGUGAAGAGCACUAUACAGACGGCUGUUUUUGCCCUGAAGGCACGGUAUAUGAUGAUAUCACAGGGAAAGGCUGUGUGGCCACAAACCAAUGCCAUUGUAAACUUCAUGGAAAAAUAUACUCCCCUGGUCAGAAAAUUACCAAUGAAUGUGAAAAGUGCACGUGUAAUUCAGGGAGAUGGAUAUGCCAGGAGUUACCCUGUCCAAGCACAUGUGCUUUGGAGGGGGGAUCCCACAUAACAACUUUUGAUGGGAAGAAAUAUACCUUCCAUGGAGACUGUUACUAUGUGUUAACCAAGCAGGCCAGGAAAAAUGACUCACAUGUUCUCCUGGGAGAAUUGGCUCCAUGCAGUUCUUCAGACAAGCAGACAUGCCUAAAGACCGUCGUGUUACUAAUGGACCACAAGAAGAGUAUUGUAGCUUUCAAAUCAGAUGCUACUGUACUACUGAAUGAGAUGGAGAUUAAUUUGCCCUACAGAACAGGUGGGAUCUCAAUUUUCCGGCCAUCUUCCCACUACGUUAUUGUGCACACAUAUUUGGGGCUAAAGAUGCAGAUCCAGCUGUCUCCAGUGAUGCAACUGUAUGUCAUUGUGGAACAGUCUGUCAAGGGAACUCUCCAAGGACUUUGUGGAGAUUACAAUGGAAUAGAAAGUGAUGAUUUCAAAACAUCGGGUGGAGUGGUUGAAGCAACAGGGGCUUCCUUCGCCAACACCUGGAAAGCACAAGCCAGCUGUAGCAACAUGGAAGAUAAAUUGGAAGACCCUUGCACUCUGAGUCUUGAGAACGAAAAGUAUGCUGAAAACUGGUGCUUUUUAUUGAAAAGUACAGAAAGUCCUUUUGCCAGAUGUCACUCAGUGAUUGAUCCAAUGGAUUAUUAUAAGCGUUGCAAGUACGAUACCUGCAGUUGUGACUCCAAUGAAAAAUGUUUGUGUGCUGCCCUGUCAUCUUAUGCAAGAGCCUGUGCUGCCAAAGGAGUCAUGUUGUGGGGCUGGAGAUAUCUGAUCUGUGACAAAGAAGUAGCUUCUUGCCCAGCCAACCAGGUUUUCCGCUACAAUCUGACCACAUGCCAACCGUCCUGCCGCUCACUUUCGGACGGAGAUGAGUACUGCUUGAGAGGUUUCUCUCCGGUUGAUGGCUGUGGCUGUCCUGACAAUACCUACAUGAAUGAGAAAGGCAUCUGUGUGCCCAUUGUUGAGUGUCCCUGUCAUUAUAAAGGCUUAUACCUGCAGCCUGGAGAUACUGUCAUGAAGGAAGGGAAGCGCUGUGUUUGCAGAUAUGGAAGAUUUCAGUGUGUAACAGUGCAAAUAUACAGUCGUGAAUGUUCAUCCAAUAAGACCUACUUUGAUUGCAACAACUUUGAUUCUUGGUCUUCCCAAACACCGAUGCAACUCAGCUGUCAAACGCUGGGUACCGAUCACUUCCAGACAGAAUGUAUCUCAGGAUGUGUUUGUCCUGAUGGCUUGAUUGAUGACGGCCGAGGGGAAUGUGUAGCAGAAGAUGACUGCCCAUGCAUUCAUAACCAGGUGUUUUAUUCCACUGGAGAAAAAAUAAAAGUUGGCUGCAACACAUGUACCUGCCAAAAAGGAAGCUGGAAAUGCACCAACAUUGUGUGUUAUGGGACAUGUACCAUUUAUGGAAGUGGCCAUUUUAUCACCUUUGAUGGAAAAUUCUAUGACUUUGAUGGUAACUGUGAAUACGUGGCUUCCCAGGAUUACUGUGGCAACCAAACAGGAACAUUUAGUGUGAUCACAGAGAAUGUUCCCUGUGGAACGACAGGAGUUACCUGCUCCAAGGCCAUCAAAUUGUUUCUAGGGACCAUUGAGCUAAAGCUGGAAGAAAAACAGAUUGAAAAAAUUCAGUGGAGUGAAAACGAAACUGAAGCUUUUUGGAUUCGUGGGACAGUUGGGUUGUAUACAGUAAUUGAAGCCAGCAAUGGAGUUAUGGUCAUCUGGGAUAAGAAGACAACUAUUUUUAUCAAACUGUUGCCUCAUCAUAAAGCAAAUGUCUGUGGUUUAUGUGGUAACUUUGAUGACAAGGCCAUCAAUGACUUUACAAAAAGGGACAUGUCCCAAACACCCAGUGCCUUGGUAUUUGGAAAUUCAUGGAAAAAGGAUUCAGCUUGCCCUGAUGUAGAGGUAGACAUUGAGCCCUGUGAGGAGAAACCACAUCGGAAAGCUUGGGCAGAGAAAGAGUGCAGCCUUAUCAAAAGUAAUGUUUUUAAAGCAUGUCAUCAUAAGGUGGAUCCGCAGCCAUACUAUGAAGCCUGUGUACACGAUGCAUGCGCCUGUGAUUCUGGCGGGGAUUGUGAAUGCUUCUGUACUGCAGUUGCUGUCUAUGCACAUGAAUGCACCAAAUCUCAAGCUUGCAUCCACUGGAGAACUCCAGAUAUAUGCCCAAUCUUUUGCGAUUACUACAAUCCUAGCGACGAUAUAUGUGAGUGGCACUAUGAGCCUUGUGGACGUGAUAUUUUAACUUGCAAGGUCCUCAUUCAAGGCAACACCAACUUUUCAGUGCCAUUCUUUGAAGGUUGCUAUCCACGAUGUCCUCCAGAAUAUCCUGUCUAUAAUGAGGAGACUAAAUUAUGUGGCUCAAAGGAAGCAUGUGGCUGCUACUAUGAUGAUGUUUACUACCCACCUGGACAUCUCAUCCCCGAUUAUAAACCCAGAGAACUGUGCAAGCUUUGUUACUGCAAAUCUUCAGGAAAUGUGAUGUGUAAGCAUAAAGAAGGGUGUUGUGUUUAUGAAGGCAAAGAGUAUGAAGUGGGAGAGACCAUUGCUGAAAAGAAAAAUGGCUCAAUCUGUUUAACUGUAAUAUGCACACUAAAUGGCACCGAGGAAAAUUCAUAUGAUUGCCCUACUUCUUCAACUGUGCCUCCAACUACUCCUUCAACAACUCCUUCCACUAUUACCACCACUACUACAGCCACCACAACACAACAGCUAUUACCACAUCUACUACUACUACUACUACAUGACUCCAACACCCACUCCCACACCCACUUCCACCACUAUUACCAUUACCUCUACAUUACCAACAAUUACAUCAGUUACAACUGUUCUUUCUAUUUCUGUCACUGUUUCCCGACAGCAACUUGUUUACCAAUCAAAAAAUGUCACUGGUCUGAGUGGCUUAAUGUGAGUGCUCCCACACGUGAUCCUCAGAGUGGCGACAAUGAAACCUAUUACAACAUCAAAGAGCACAACAAAACGAUCUGUGAAAAGCCAGAAAAUAUAUCAUGCCGAGCGAUAAAAUUUCCUCAGUGGCCCAUCGAGGACUUGCAACAGAAAGUGACAUGUGAUGUUUCUGUUGGGCUUAUUUGCAACAACAAAGAUCAAGUUCCUGGAUUUGUGAUUCCCGAUCGUGUCUGUCUCGACUAUGAAAUCAGCGUCUACUGCUGCAACAUCACGUGUGAACCCCCAACGACAACAAUACAAACUACUAUUACCACCACUCCAUCUACACCUACCCCUACCCCUACUGCUACCCCCACCCCCCCCACACUGACUCCCACCAAAAGCACUACUAUUACCACCACUCCAUCUACCCCUACCCCUACUGCUACCACCACCCCCACACCGACUCCCACCGAAAGCACUAUUACCACCACUCCAUCUACCCCUACCCCUACCACUACUACUACCACCCCCCCCACACCGACUCCCACCAAAAGCACUACUAGUACUAUUACCACCACUCCAUCUACCCCUACCCCUACCCCUACCGCUACCACCACACCCCCCACACCGACUCCCACCGAAAGCACUACUAUUACCACCACUCCAUCUACCCCUACCCCUACGCCUACCGCUACCACCAUGCCCCCCACACCGACUCCCACCGAAAGCACUACUAUUACCACCACUCCAUCUACCCCUACCCCUACCCCUACUGCUACCACCACCACCCCCACACCGACUCCCACCGAAAGCACUACUAGUACUAUUACCACCACUCCAUCUACCCCUACCCCUACCGCUACCACCACGCCCCCCACACCGACUCCCACCGAAAGCACUACUAUUACCACCACUCCAUCUACCCCUACCCCUACCCCUACCGCUACCACCACGCCCCCCACACCGACUCCCACCGAAAGCACUACUAUUACCACCACUCCAUCUACCCCUACCCCUACCCCUACCGCUACCACCACGCCCCCCACACCGACUCCCACCGAAAGCACUACUAUUACCACCACUCCAUCUACCCCUACCCCUACCCCUACCGCUACCACCACGCCCCCCACACCGACUCCCACCGAAAGCACUACUAUUACCACCACUCCAUCUACCCCUACCCCUACCCCUACCGCUACCACCACGCCCCCCACACCGACUCCCACCGAAAGCACUACUAUUACCACCACUCCAUCUACCCCUACCCCUACCCCUACCGCUACCACCACGCCCCCCACACCGACUCCCACCGAAAGCACUACUAUUACCACCACUCCAUCUACCCCUACUCCUACCCCUACUGUUACCACCACCACCCCCACACCGACUCCUACCCAAAGCACUAUUACCACCACUCCAUCUACCCCUACCCCUACCCCUACUGCUACCACCACCACCCCCACACCGACUCCCACCGAAAGCACUAUUACCACCACUCCAUCUACCCCUACCCCUACUGUUACCACCACCACCCCCACACCGACUCCCACCGAAAGCACUACUAGUACUAUUACCACCACUCCAUCUACCCCUACCCCUACCGCUACCACCACGCCCCCCACACCGACUCCCACCGAAAGCACUACUAUUACCACCACUCCAUCUACCCCUACCCCUACUGUUACCACCACCACCCCCACACCGACUCCCACCGAAAGCACUACUAUUACCACCACUCCAUCUACCCCUACCCCUACCCCUACCGCUACCACCACGCCCCCCACACCGACUCCCACCGAAAGCACUACUAUUACCACCACUCCAUCUACCCCUACCCCUACUGCUACCACCACGCCCCCCACACCGACUCCCACCAAAAGCACUACUAUUACCACCACUCCAUCUACCCCUACCCCUACCCCUACUGCUACCACCACCAUCCCCACACCGACUCCCACCGAAAGCACUACUAUUACCACCACUCCAUCUACCCCUACCCCUACCCCUACUGCUACCACCACCACCCCCACACCAACUCCCACCAAAAGCACUACUAUUACCACCACUCCAUCUACCCCUACCCCUACCCCUACUGCUACCACCACCAUCCCCACACCGACUCCCACCGAAAGCACUACUAUUACCACCACUCCAUCUACCCCUACCCCUACCCCUACUGUUACCACCACCACCCCCACACCGACUCCCACCGAAAGCACUACUAGUACUAUUACCACCACUCCAUCUACCCCUACCCCUACCCCUACUGCUACCACCACGCCCCCCACACCGACUCCCACCGAAAGCACUACUAUUACCACCACUCCAUCUACCCCUACCCCUACCCCUACCGCUACCACCACGCCCCCCACACCGACUCCCACUGAAAGCACUACUAUUACCACCACUCCAUCUACCCCUACCCCUACCCCUACUGUUACCACCACCACCCCCACACCGACUCCCACCGAAAGCACUACUAUUACCACCACUCCAUCUACCCCUACCCCUACCCCUACUGCUACCACCACCACCCCCACACCAACUCCCACCGAAAGCACUACUAUUACCACCACUCCAUCUACCCCUACCCCUACCCCUACUGUUACCACCACCACCCCCACACCGACUCCCACCGAAAGCACUACUAUUACCACCACUCCAUCUACCCCUACCCCUACCGCUACCACCACCACCCCCACACCGACUCCCACCGAAAGCACUACUAUUACCACCACUCCAUCUACCCCUACCCCUACUGCUACCACCACCACCCCCACACCAACUCCCACCAAAAGCACUACUACUAUUACCACCGCUCCAUCUACACCUACCCCUACUGCUACCACCACCACCCCCACACCGACUCCCACCGAAAGCACUACUAUUACCACCACUCCAUCUACCCCUACCCCUACCCCUACUGUUACCACCACCACCCCCACACCGACUCCCACCGAAAGCACUACUAUUACCACCACUCCAUCUACCCCAACCCCUACUCCUACUGUUACCACCACCACCCCCACACCGACUCCCACCGAAAGCACUACUGCCAUAAGUACUACCACUUCUACAACAUUUACAACUAGUACUAUUACAACUACUUUAACUACAACCUUAUCCUCAUGGAGUCCAACACCUUGCCAUUGUGACGUGGAUGGUAAAAUAUAUUAUCCAGCAGAACAUUCUAAAGAAGUUGCACACACACACAAAAAAUGUGUUUUGUUUUGUUUUACUCAUCGUAUGUGUCUUUCAAAUCCAGGUGAUAAAAUAGAAGAAGGACAACAUGGAGACAAGUGCUAUCUUUCCAAUUGCUCAUUUCACUGCCAAAUAGAGACUUACUUUUGGACAUGUCCAGCCACGCCAGGCACAACAACAGGAACCACAACUAUAUACACAGAAACUGCUUCAACUAUAACCCCGAGUCCAUUAAAACCCUGUUUAGAUGGAAAAGUACCGCCAGGAGAAAGCUGGAUAUGUAAUUGCACCAAGUUCACGUGUAUUUCUGAUAAUGUAUGGAAUUCAACUUCUAUAGUAUGUGACCCUCCCCCAAAGCCCAAAUGUUCCAAUGGGCUUGCUCCUGUGCAAAUACAAAAUGAAGAUGGAUGCUGCUGGCAUUGGGAAUGUGACUGCUAUUGCACUGGCUGGGGAGACCCACAUUAUAUGACAUUUGAUGGCCUCUACUAUAGUUACCAAGGUAAUUGUACCUAUGUCUUAAUGGAAGAGAUUCAUAAAUCCAUCAACAACUUUGGAGUAUUCCUCGAUAACUUCCAUUGUGAUCCACAUCAAGCUGUCUCUUGUCCCCGCACUCUGACUGUAAAACAUGAGUCCCAGGAAGUGAGCAUUAAAACGGUCAGACUGGUUCCUAUGAAAGUAGAGGUGGUUGUGAAUCAACAGACAGUGGCUUUACCUUAUGAAAAAUAUGGCAUGAAAGUUUACAGGGCUGGUAUAAACUAUGUGGUGGAAAUGUCCAGACUGAAGAUGAAUGUAACGUACAAUGGCAUGGCCUUUACAAUCAGGAUGCCCUAUGCAUUUUUUGCCAACAACACCCAGGGACAAUGUGGCAAAUGCAACAACGAUAUGACAGAUGACUGUAUGUUACGUGAUGGGACUCUUGCACCUUCUUGUGAAAUAAUGGCAGAUGACUGGAUCAUUUCUGAUCCAGAAAAGCCGCACUGUAAUCAUAUGCCUCCAACUCUGACACCUCCAGUCCCUCCCUCCUGCAAACCAUCUCAGCUGUGUGAACUUCUAAAAGGAAGUGUAUUUCAGAAAUGUCAUAAAGUUGUUAGUUAUACAAGCUACUAUCAAGCCUGCAUGUUUGAUAGCUGCAGAAUGCCCAACCAAUUAAUGGAAUGUGCAAGUCUUCAGAUUUAUGCAGCAACCUGUGCAGAUCAAGGGGUUUGCAUUGAUUGGAGAGGACACACCAAGGGAGCGUGUCCCAUUGUCUGCCCACCCAACAAAGUGUUCAAAGCAUGUGGUCCUUCUACAGAAGAAACAUGCAAAUCAGGUUUAAUACCAAACAACCAGACACAAAAAACUGAAGGCUGCUUCUGCCCUGAUGGGACAAAACUUCAUGACACUAGUAUGGAUGUAUGUGUGGAAACCUGUGGAUGUGUUGGACCAGACGAUAUUCCCAGAAAGUUUGGGGAGAACUUUCAGUUUGACUGCAAAGACUGUAUUUGCAUGGAAGGUGGAAGUGGCAUUAUCUGUGAACCCCACAAAUGUCCAAUAUCAGCUCAGGAAGUAAAAUGUGAAGAAGGAUAUCAGAAGGUCAGAGAAGUUAAUCCUAAUGACCAAUGCUGUUCAGACACCCUGUGUGUGUGCAAUAUCACUCUAUGUACAGCCAAGCCUCCUCAGUGUGACCCAGGGUUCGUAGCUAUUACUGACACUACUGAAGAACGCUGUUGUCCUACUUAUCGAUGUGAUCCUAAAAAUGUGUGUGUGAAGAAUGGUAAUGAAUAUAAGCCUGGUUCAGAAGUCUUAGGAGGUCACUGCCAGCGAUGUGCAUGCACAAAUCGACAAGACAACAUAACUCACCUGAAUAUCAUAGACUGUGAGCCUGUCGCAUGUAACGUGCAGUGCCAGCUGGGCUAUUCUGCUGUUUUAUACCCUGGUGACUGCUGUCCAAAAUGUGUACAGACAAAAUGUGUUGCAAGAACAAAUGAAAAUGUCGUUAUCGUCUUAAGACCUGGUGAACAACGGAAUGAUCCAAAUGACAACUGCACUGUUUACAGCUGUGUGCUGAUCAAUAGGCAGCUGAUUUCCUCUACCUCUCGGAUUAACUGCCCAUUGUUUAAUGAGAAGAGAUGCCAACCUGGCACCAUUACAUACUUGCCUAGUGGCUGCUGUAAGACAUGUAUAAUCAUACCAGGCAUCCCGUCAUGCUCUCCCACCGAAACAAAGGACUAUAUCAAAUAUAAUGGUUGUCGUUCAGAGGACCUUGUCCCUGUUACUCAGUGUGAGGGAAGAUGUGGAACUUUCUCACUAUACUCUCCUGAAGCUAACUCAAUGACACAUAAGUGCAGCUGCUGCAGAGAGUCAAAGACAGCCCUGAAAGAAAUCACACUGCUGUGUCCUGGUGGGAUCAGAAAGAAACACCGUUACCUCCAUGUGGAAAGCUGUGAGUGCCUGAACACGGAAUGUGAUGUUCAGCCAAGCUCAUCAGAAGAGUCUAGGAAGAGCAGAGAAGGCAGCAUGGAACAGUCCCAGGAAAAGGAGGUGAAGGAACAGGUCAGGAGAGCUCUGAAAAUUAUCAAGGGAAAAGCUUAAAAGAA
This is a messenger RNA of Candoia aspera, 9848 nucleotides long. RefSeq names its product mucin 2, oligomeric mucus/gel-forming (gene MUC2). The coding region runs from base 7 to 9843 and encodes 3278 amino acids. Gene Ontology annotation, molecular function: protein binding. The transcript has 48 exons. Gene Ontology annotation, cellular component: extracellular matrix. The record is from RefSeq and is a predicted model, not a curated record. Lineage: Eukaryota; Metazoa; Chordata; Lepidosauria; Squamata; Candoiidae.